Ipomoea triloba (trilobed morning glory) is the source of this 2347-nucleotide messenger RNA. Its product is annotated as IQ domain-containing protein IQM6-like. The transcript is spliced from 9 exons. Bases 274 to 2136 code for a protein of 620 amino acids. The record is from RefSeq and is a predicted model, not a curated record. Lineage: Eukaryota; Viridiplantae; Streptophyta; Magnoliopsida; Solanales; Convolvulaceae.
UCCGAAAAACAAUUGAGUGUUUUUCUUUCUUCAAUUACCAAGGGGAUACCCACCCCCCCUUUCACUCUUUUCAUUUCCCUUCCUCCUUCCACAAUCAUCCUCCUUAUCAUCAUCCUAUUUGCCCUCUCUCUGCCACUCUUUCUCCUUUUUGCAUCACGAGCUAUCCUACCUUCUCAUUCCAUUCAUUUAUGCUCUUUUUUUCUUUUAUUUUUUCUGUUUGAACGUGCAUCAUUGUCAUUGAGGCCUUCUUUAUCAGGUUUUGUUUUUGCAAACAUGGGAGCAUCCUUUUCCUUCUCAGUGUCCAAUCUUAACAAUUUGGAUAGUCAGAUUGAAUCUUAUUUAGUGAGAACAAUAAGCUUUGGAGGAGAGGGUGUGAAGAAGAAGAAGGCUAAACGACCGACGAGUUUAGAUGAUUCUGGACCUUCCAUGUUGAAGUCCUCUGUUAGCUUCAAUGGGAGUGGGAGUGAAUUUAAGACCAAGAAGACAUUGUUGUCUCGUAAUGUGGUUAGAUCAUACAGCCAUGGAAGUCGAGAAUUCUCUCUCAAAUCACCUUCACCAGGCUCUAUCUCAAUGCCGCCUCUAAAUACUCGUGACCAAAGAAAUCAGGCUGCAGUAAAAGUGCAGAAGACUUAUAAAAGUUUUCGCACAAGGAGACAACUAGCAGAUUGCGCUGUCCUCGUCGAACAAAGAUGGUGGAAGCUUGUAGAUUCAGUUGAACCCAAACUCAAUGCUAUAUCGUUCUUCGACAUUGAUAGACCCGAAACUGCUGUUUCUCGUUGGUCAAGAGCAAUGACAAAAGCCGCUAUGGUGGGAAAAGGUUUGUCUAAAGCUGGAAAGGCACGCAAACUUGCUUUGCAGCAUUGGCUUGAAGCGAUUGAUCCUCGCCAUCGCUAUGGUCACAAUCUUCAAUUUUAUUAUGCCAAGUGGCUUCAAUGUGACAGCAGACAAGCCUUCUUUUAUUGGUUGGACAUAGGUGAAGGCAGAGAAGUAAAUCUCGAGAGAUGUCCACGACCAAAACUUCAACAGCAGUGCAUCAAGUAUCUCGGUCCGGUAGAGAGGGAGCCCUAUGAAGUCAAAGUGGUAUAUGGAAAAUUUUUCUAUAAACAUUCCGGGAAGUUGCUUGACACGAGGGAAGGCACCGAUGAUACGAAGUGGAUCUUUGUGCUUAGUGUGUCGAGGGUUUUGUACGUUGGGCAGAAGCGUAAAGGAACUUUCCAACACUCUAGUUUCUUGGCUGGUGGUGCAACAUUGGCCGCUGGAAGAUUAGUCGUCGAAAAUGGCAUUUUGAAGGCGGUCUGGCCUCACAGUGGACAUUAUCUCCCAACGGAGGAGAAUUUCGAGGAGUUUAUUUGUUUCCUCGAGCAACAUAACGUUGACAUCACUUUGGUCAAGAGAGCACCAAGUGUCGACGAGGAGGGCUGCUUCAUUAAGAAGGAAUACAGCUUUGGCCUCCGUAGUAGCAUGUCAGAACCAGAUUUCAGAACAACAUCUAGUGAAGAGAACACGGUGAAAUGUGUAGAGAGCGAAGAAGACGACUCGAGCAGAACAUAUAGCAAAGGAGUAGAAAAUGUGCGGGCGCCCAGGUCAAGGCGGGCUAGGAGAUCGCGACCAAACAUCCCAGUACUUCAAAUUCCAAAGAGGGAGGAUAUACUCGAGAAGUUCAGGGGUGAAGAGAAAUGGCAGCCAGGAACGAGUAGCACCCCCGUAGAAACGCCUGCAGACGGGUACGAAACAGCAGAAGAGUACUUGUCAGACACCGAGUUCUCGGUCUCUAAGCAUAACUUAUUCGAUGGAGAAACUGAGGAAGACUUCGAGGAGCCUGUCCCGAGAGAAAAGAUCGCGAGGAGAAUAGUGUCACACAAAGGAAUGAAGUCGUUUCAGCUGGCGGACCAGUUAUCGUGCAGGUGGACAACGGGGGCUGGACCGCGAAUUGGAUGCGUGCGGGACUAUCCCGUGGAGCUCCAGUUUCGGGUGUUGGAGGAGGUGAAUUUGUCUCCCAAGAGCACGUAUUCGUCCCCCCCGCGAAAAUCUGCUCGUACAACGCCCACGCAGCUGUCGUGCAGAGAAGCAAAUGCAAGCAAAAGUCCUCUGGGAAGAGAAUCAAUGUUGUUGAAUCAUCAAGUUGCAACACCAUGAAAUUAAGCAGCAGAUUGAUUGACCCAUGACUAGUGUUUAGAUGGAAAUUUAAGGAGUCUUUUGUGUUUGUUUUUUUUUCUUUGUUGUUGAAGUUAGAGAAAUUUGUGUUAGGAAUUGUUGGCAAAAGUAACAUAUGGUCGGUCUUGUUGCCAACCAACCAACUUAACCAACCAGAAUAAGAAUCUCAUUCACAAUGGCUGCAUUUGUUACA